GGUCACGUGGCUGGAGGAGUGGCGGCUCGCGCGGCGUGGAGUCUCGGCGUCCGCGCGCUAAAUGCAAUGUGGUAUCCUGGAUUGGAUCCUAGAACAGAAAAAGGACAUCAGUAGAGAAACUGGGGAAAUCCUGAUGAAGUAUUUGUUCCCCGACCAGGGAUUGAACCCGGGCCCCGGCAGUGAAAGUCUGGAAUCCUAACCACUAGGCCACUGGGGAACUCUCCAGAUAACUGGUUUAUCCCUACGGUAAAGAAGGCACGUGGCUGAUGAGCAGGGAGGCGAGGCCACAGAGUGAGGCAGAGGGGCAGGCCUGGGAAGCAGAGGACGAUGACAUGGCAGAAGGCGAUUUAGGGUAUGGCCUCAGAAGAAGGCCCGGCGGCAUUUAUGAAGUGCAAGUUUCACACUUCUUUACAUCUAGAAAAAGAUCAGAUGGAAAGACCUUUCGUCCUCCCCCAUUUUCAAGAAAUGGGGAAGAAAGAAACAGUGCCGUUUUUCAGUGUUCCAAGCAUAAGAGCUUGCCUGAUACAUACCCAGAAGGACCCCGAGUUCCCUAUCACGGCCGACAAGGUAGCGCUGAUUCUAAUUCAGAGUUGUCAAAUGUGGAAUUAAGGCAACGUCUUCAUGAAACUUUAGAGGAGGUAGAAAUUUUGAAAACUGAACUUGAGGCAUCUCAAAGACAACUUGAAGGUAAAGAGGAAGCAUUGAGAAUUCUUCAAAGCAAUGCAAUAUUUGGCAAAGCCACAAGUCAUACCCAGGCAGUGCUUCAAAAAACUGUGGAACAAAAGAGAUCCUUGGAGAAGGAAAUAAAUGCCUUGCAGUGGGAAAUAGAAUUUGAUCGCAAUAGAUUUAAAAAUAUAGAGGAAUCUUGGAUCCAAAAAUAUGACAGGCUAAACUGUGAAAAUGCAGUCCUCAAAGAAACUUUGAAACUGAAAACAGAAGAAAUUAAAAUGCUCAAGUCUAAAAAUACAAUUUUGAAUCAACAGUAUUUGGAGGCCCUCGCCCUGCUUGAUAUCAAACAGCAGAAGAUGGCUCAGGAAAACAUGUGCCAGGACACAAGUGGCUUUACCGAGGUUUCAGGUCUUGAGCUUGCAGUUCUGGGAGCCUGCCUUUGUCACGGUCCCAGAGGGAGCCCCUGUACCUGUGCCAGACUGGCAGCAUCUACUCAGAAAAUGCUCCUUCAGGUCAAACAGGAGUUGGAACUUCUGCAGAAGAGUAAAGAAGAAGCCUACAUAAUGGCAGAUGCAUUCAGAAUUGCAUUUGAGCAACAAUUAAUGAGGAAAAAUGACCAGGCGCUAAGAUUGACACAAAUGGAUAAAAUGUGUAAGAAAGCAACAAAAGGGACAAAUUGGAAGCACCUUAAAGAUGAUGGGUUACCAUCACAAAGGAGUAAGAAGACCUUAGGGCAGAAACUGUUGGGUAUGCUCCCUUUGGAAAACAGUUCUAAGAGUACUGAUGACCAGCAUGAUCCUCAGGAAGUCUUUAAGAUGCUAAUAGAUUUGUUAAAUGAUAAAGAAGAAGCUUUGGCUCAUCAAAGAAAAGUUAGUUACAUGCUUGCUCGGGCUUUGGAAGACAAAGGCACCACCUCAAAAGAGAAUAAAGGAAAAAAUCCUAUGAAAGACAAUUCUCCAUUAUUAAAAAACCCCUGGCAGAAGACUUCAGAAUUCCCUGUUUUACGUGAUCCUGUACAUUCAAGUGUUCAAAUUUUUAAUUCUGUGGGCUGCAUUUGUUCAGUUCAGCACUUUCAAACAGAUCAAAACUACACAAGAACUCUUAAAAGAUCCUAUUCUUUGCCAUCAAAUAUCAUGUACUGAAGACAAACCAGUUGAAAUUAGAACUGAGAGCUGUUUAUAUCAAGACUUUGAAAACAGACCAUGUAAAUGUUGCUACAUCUUCAGAAGUUGUAUGUUUUCCGGGUAUUUCUAAAUUUGGGGAAGCAGCUUAAAUAAAUGUUCUCUACAAGAAAUUUAUUAGUAUUCUGUGUUGACAUAUUUCACUACUAUAUUUUUGAAAUUUUCAGUAUUUGCCAACAUCUUAAAAACAA
Molecule: messenger RNA, 2041 nt
Organism: Balaenoptera ricei (Rice's whale)
Lineage: Eukaryota; Metazoa; Chordata; Mammalia; Artiodactyla; Balaenopteridae
Gene: CCDC125
Product: coiled-coil domain containing 125
Exons: 14
Coding region: 267-1811 (514 amino acids)
Biological process (GO): negative regulation of Rho protein signal transduction; negative regulation of cell motility
Cellular component (GO): cytoplasm
Source: RefSeq, a predicted model, not a curated record